Messenger RNA from Chilo suppressalis (striped riceborer), 7749 nucleotides. Lineage: Eukaryota; Metazoa; Arthropoda; Insecta; Lepidoptera; Crambidae. The record is from the annotation of a GenBank genome assembly.
CUGUCAUUCUGUUUUCAAAUUUUAACGGCUGCGAUACUGGGUUGCUUCUGAAACGAAACUUGAAUUGUUUUGACGAAAUUGUUUUCGGUAGGAAAUAAUGGAUAGAAAGUGUAUUAUCAGUUAAACUGCUACUUUUAACGAUGGAGCCAUCAAAAGAAGCAAUUGCUGUGCGUAUAACACGGUUGAAUCGUCAAAUUUUAGGCAAAGUUACUAGUGGUGCAAAUAAACUGAAUAAAAAGACUAUUGACCGUGAAGCUCUUCUGGAUGCUCUAACUGUGCUAUAUGAUGAAUGUAAUGAAGACCCCGUGAAGAAGAGUGAUGAGCUCGUUCGAGCUUUUGUGGAUAAAUAUAGGAGCACUCUUGCAGAGUUACGUCGGACUCGGGUGUGUUACUCUGAUUUUGAUAUACUUCAAACUAUUGGUAGAGGUCAUUUUGGGGAAGUACAUUUGGUACGUGAGAAAGAAACAAGUGAUGUUUAUGCAUUGAAGACACUGCGUAAGGAACAGGCACGUAAGCGGGCUGCCGGUGCUGCAGAGGAUGAGCGAGAUGUGUUGGCCAAUGCAUCAGGGCCAUGGAUUCCAAAACUUCAAUAUGCUUUCCAGGAUCACAGUAAUCUGUACCUAGUGAUGGAGUUGUGCUCGGGCGGCGAUUUGGCGGGACUCAUGGCACGUCGCAACCACCCGUUGUCGGAACGCGACGCUGCUUUCUAUGUGGUAGAGAUUUGUCACGCGCUCAAAACCCUUCACAGCAUGGGCUACGUUCACAGGGACGUCAAACCGCAUAAUAUACUACUGGACAGAUGCGGUCACGUGAAGCUUGCCGACUUCGGUUCUUGCGCGCGCCUGUCAGAGGGCGGGGGCGGUUGUUCGUCGCUCGCGGUUGGAACAGCUGACUACGUGGCGCCCGAGUUGCUGGCUGCGGCGGACUGCGCGCGCCGACACACUGUCUGUCAACAGUACUGCCGCGCGAUUGUUACCAACGCCAUUACGGCUUGCGAUUACUGGUCUUUGGGUGUGGUGGCAUUUGAAUUGGUAACACUCAAGCGACCCUUUUCAUCGGGUGACGAAGAUUCUAUCGCCGAAAUACUUGCCAAUAUACAAAAAUAUGAACGCGACCCAGAAUCGCAGCCUUCAUUCGAUCCAUCUCCGAACGGUCCAUCGAAUGAAUGGCGGGCGUUGGUAGCAGGAUUGCUUCGAGUGACUCCGGCAAAACGCUACAGCUACCUAGAUACGCUGCAACAUGCCGCCUUGGCGCAUACAGCCAUGCAUUCUAUACGAGAACAGGCCCCUCCAUGGGUUCCCCGUCUGCGUGGUGCGGAAGACGCGUCGUACUUCAGCGUGGAGCCUCGAGCGUCGGCGCCGCCAUCAGCCGCGCCAUUCCGCUCGCGACCGCCCUUCGCCGGACAACUCCCUUUCGUAGGAUAUUCAUAUGUCGCAUUGGAAGAAAACGACGAUAGCACUGGAGGAUUCAACGCGUCACAUGACUGCACUGCCAUAGACUUGGCUACUUUUAAAUCUGCAGAAAAAUUAGCCAUAAUGCGCGGACGCGAGGUCGCCUCGCUACAAAGCAAGUUAGCAGCGGCCGAAGCGGCAACGGGGGCCGAAGCGGAACGAACGCGCCGCGAAGCCGAAGCCGAGGCUGAAAGGACGCGCGCGCGUUUACAGGCCGAGAUCACUGCGCUUAGUUUACAGAACAGACGAUUAGAGCGUCAAGUCGAAGUCGAGAAAGAGGAACGGAUGGCACUCCAACGCACCAAUCAGGAGUUAUCUACGGGCAUCGCCGAACGCAACGCGAGCGAAGUUCACGCUGCGCGAGCGCAAGCGGCGAGUUUGCAAUCGGAAAGAGAUGUUCUUAAGGAAGACUUGAGAAGAUUAGAAGCUAGAAUAGCUGAAUUGCAAGGAGAAUGUGCGAGAGCUACGGCCGCCGCUGAUACGGCGCGUACGCAACACCAACACUACAGGGAUUCGGUAGCGAAAGAGCGCGCGUUACGUCGCCAAACUCUUAGCGGUGGUGAAGCGGAGAAUCGUGAGCUCGCAGCACGAGUGGCUACUGCCGAAGCGACGGCUACUAGGGAGACUCGGGCCCGCGAAAAUAUGGAGAAACGGCUCGCCGAUUUGGAAGACGAAUACGGUGCAUUGCAAGCGGAGAACGCGGCACUACUAGCCGACUUGGACGCAGUGAAAAAGGACUUUAAAAGAGCGACGGAAUCAGCAAAUGAAAAGCAUCGGUUAGUCGACGCAUUAACAGAACAACUAAAGGACGUCCAGCAACAGGUUACACAAGAUCGGGUCAGAAUACCAUCCCUUCUUGCUCAAGUUCAGGAACUGGAGCAAGGGUUAGAAGAAGCGGCACGGCGCGAGGCGGCACUGGAGGAACAGUGUUCUAGAACCGAGGCGAGACUGAGAGAGAGGCUAGAAGCAGCGGACGCUCGAGUCACUGCUGCCGUCAGCGAUGAGGCACGCCAUAGAGAAAAGGUGAACACACUAGAGCAGUUAGUACGCCGACUGGAGCGCGAAGUAUCGUCGUUGGAGAAUCGCGUGUGUGGCGCGUGCGCAGCCCGCUCGAUGUCCGAGAGUGGCGACAACAAGGCGGACGCACACAGCGACACAGAGAGCCUCGCCGACGCCGCGCACGCGCAAUUGGCACUGCUCAAGGAACAACUGGAGCGGGCCGAGCGACAGCUGCAGGCACGCUCUGAAGAAAUCGCCACACUGAAACAGGAAUGCCGAACCGCGAAUCUCGCCAGGUGGCGGAAAGAGCGCGAAUAUAAUGAUCUCUCAACAGAAGCCAAGUCUACAGCGAGAGAUCUCAAGAGGGCAGAAGAACGCCUAGCACACGCACAAGAAGCGCGUAAAACAGCUGAACAAAAAGCUACAGCUUUCGAAAACGAGAUAACAACAAUGAAACCACAGUAUGAGCGAGCUAGUAAGGAAGUGUUAAGAUUAAAGGAACGCUUGGAGAAGCUGCAGAAAACUCACGAGACUGCUCAGGCCGAAGUAGAUAGAUCACGCAACGAUAUUCGUAAGCUGAAAAGUGAACUGCAGUACAGCGAAAAGCGACGUAUGCACGCCGAGGAACAAGAGGAACUAUCGAGUCGCGAACGUACUCAGCUCAGGGAUGAACUACAUCAGGAGCGGGCACAGAACACGCAACUCACUGAGAAUAACAAAGCAUUACAAGAAGCAUGCAGUUUGCUAGAGGAACAGCUAACAGACUUGGAAAAGUUAACUGACAUCCAUGAACUUAAAAGCAAAGAUCUUGAAGCGGAGACGCAGCGGUUACGUAGUGAACUGGAGGGUUGUCGCAGCCGUCUUAUGAUAGUGGAACGACAGGCGGUAGAACGCGACGCGGCGGCAACGCUAGCGGAACAACAGCAUAUAGACGCGCGCGAUAUGGCGAGACAAACGCACUGCCAACUACAACUGCUGAGGGAACGGCUUGAGAACCGUGAAGACCGCGUGGCCGAACUGGAAUCCCGCAUAGCGACGCUAGAGAGCGACCACUCCGCCACUGAGGCAGCUCUCAAUAGUGCGAUGAGACGCGUGCGCGACUUGCAGGAGGAAAGCAGCGCGCUACGGACCAGAGCUCACGAUCAUCACUCGCACGCGCUGCAACUGCAAGCCAGCUUAGCGGACGCACAAGAAGAAGCAGCCGCGGCCCGCGAGGCAGCCGAGGCAGCGGCGGCGUGGUGGCGGACACGCGAGACCAAGGCCGACGCCACGCUGCGGCAACAGGCCAAGCUGAUAGACUUCCUGCAGGCUAAAGUAGAAGAAGCGGGUCGCAAGAAAUGUUCUUUGAGCAACAAACUGUUUGGCCGCUCCGGACGCAGAUCUGCCGCGUCGCCGCCUCUACGUCGUGCCAAUAGAGAACUACGAGAAGAAGUUGAAAGAUUACGCGCACAACUUGCCAAGAGAAAUGGCGAAACUGAUUAUCCCCCAUUCCCUGCCACACCCAAACGUGAAAAGCCAAAAACCGAGAAAAAUAAGAGAAAAAGCAUAGAUACGCCUGACGGUCCUCAAGAUAAUAAUGCGCUUCAAAUAAUAUGGGCUGACGGCACUCGCGAUCGCGUAAGGGGCAGAUAUGAAGAAGGCUCUUUAAUACUCACCAGCGGAGAGAGAACCUUACGGGCUAUGUAUGUGACUGACCACGCCGACCUUCCAUACAACGAGGCCGCCAGGGCGUUUACUGUGAAGGUAGACAGUCCGUCGAAGUCCCAGAAGGCUGCGAUAGUUUGCCCCAGCGUGAUGUCUCGUAGUGAAUGGGUGACUAGGUUAAAGGCCGCUCCCGUUUUCUCUGCUGCACCGCCAGCCUCGUAUUUACCGCUGGCGCUCGUGAAUGUGACCACGUCGCCUUCUGCUGGCUUGUAUGUGGCGCCCGACGCUGUGGCUAUUGGUUGUGCGGAUGGCUUGCAUUCGCUUCGCGGUCCCGUCCGUGUGGAAUACGAAGGCGAGACGUAUGGAUCACGUGAAUCACCCGAAGGUGCAAGGAUACGGGGCGUGGCUUCCGCCGCGGGGAGAGCUUUACUACUCCACUCUAAUGGAGUAUUCCAUACACCGAUACAUACGCUCGCAUCGGCUUUAAGACGCGCACAGAAUCUACAUCCCGUAGUACAGGCUGUGGCUAUACGAUUGCCGGACAACACUACGCCCCAUCUACUCAAGGUAGCGGUAGGCAGCGAAGGUUUCGAAGGCGCAUGCGCAGCAGUAGCGUGCGGACGACGCGUAUUUCUAUUACGUUUCGACGCCGCCGCCACAGAGUUCAAAAUCGCACGAUCCCUCACCGUCGACCGACCGCCAUCUUCUAUCCUGCUCACACGCCACGCGCUAUACAUCGCCGGAGAGAAACCGCUACGAAUAAAUCUACCUGCCGGGGCGUUAGAAGCAUUCGGCAUCGACGAACCGAUUGUCGCGGCUGCUGCAAGAAAACAUUCGCCACCCCGGGCUAUCCUUCUUAUAAGACAAGAACCGAUCGAAAUUCUCCUCUGCUACGCCGAAUGCGGUGUGUUUGUCGACGAGCACGGAAAACGAACCCGCAACGAAGACCCCAAGUGGAGCACCGCUGUCCACGCGUGGGAAUUCGUCGAACCCUUCCUCUACAUCGUGGGCGACGAGAAAAUCACCAUUCUUUACAUCAACGAGGACGUUUACCGUGCCCCGCCAUGUACCUGCGAUACGAGUUCCUUAGCGUCGACCGCUUCCGAAUGCUACCUACCCGAAAUAUUCAGCUUGAAGAUAAAAGAGCCCGUUCUACUAGGUACAACGCCCAAUGGAAUUCUUGUCGGCUCUGUAGAUGAAGAAGGCUAUAAAGUGUCGAUAGUGGAAGGGAUAACAGCGUUCAGAAGCGUCGGGGCAUCUGUGGAAUCUCUUGAAACUAUCUCGGAUUCAAAAAGCUCAUCGACAGACUUGGGGCAGUCUGUUACCGACUUGUCGCCUCACGAAGUAUCGCGCGCUUCACAAGACAGCGUGGAAGCUACUACUGGCUUCUUAGCUGACAUCAGAAAGAGGGCGCGCCAGCUCAGGAACAAGAAUCGCAAAGAUCAAACCCCCGAUGACGUCAUAAAAGAGAUUCUAACUACUGAAGUGGGAUUGAAGCGCACCAACUUGAGCGGCAGAAAGUCGCCGGCUUCAGUCUCGGAGUUCGACUCCGAUUCUACGGAGAGUGAGGAAAAGACUGCAUCGUCCAAGUGCACGAACGAUAUAUGCGCUGAAAUGUUCACAAGGCAAGUGCGCUUUCAAUAGCUGUUUUGUUAUAUCGUUAUUACCCAUAUUUAAUGAACACUAAUUGUUUAAUUUUAAUUCUUACCAUCAUAGCUUUCAAUUUACCAUUUGAAAGAUGUUUAACAUUACCCCAAUAAUUAAAGUAUUUUGUUUCUCUAUAUUUAAAGGACUUUUAUCUUUACAGACGUGUCAGUCCCAUCGUGUACUUAUAUAAAUUAACAAACCAUCUAAGCCAAUUAACGUAAUAUGUUAUUGUCGGAAGAAAGACGCGGCAGACAUAUAAAGCGAUACAGCAUUCUAGCCUCUUCCGAGACCGGUUGGGCCAGAAUGCUGUGAAACACACCAAUGUCUGCCAUAUUCAAUUUACAUUUGUUAACAAACAAUAAUUGAAGUUAUGUUUUUCGAGUUUUGUUCAAAUGACGAAAAUUAAAAGCUAUCGUGAUUGGAGUUCAAAUCAAAUAAAUAAGGUUCUAGUUCUGUUUUAAGAUACCUUACCUUGUCGACAGUCGACUUUCGAGAUAUUCUUAUCCACUUGUAAUUUAGAAUAUUCUUUAGAAAAAGUAAUAAUGACCAUAGCCAAGAACACCGCUUAACUUAGUUUGGUUUUUGGGAUAACAUUUACUCUUUAUUUUUAUAGAACAGCGAAUCUAUUUAACUGAUUUUUAGGUAGUAUUUUAUUUAUAAGUAUUUAUGAUUCCUCUUUUGUAUUAAAUAAUAUUUCAAUAUUGGUGUAGAUAUUGCUUCUGCGCUUCGAGAGAGAUUAGUAUUUUAUUGUACAUUUUUUUUCUCUAGUAGUAACUCUGUUAUUAUAAAAUACAUUGUACUCAUCAAUACCAUACCAUUAAAGAUAACUUUUGAAUAAUUAUUAAUAUUAAUUAUUAUUUGUAAAUUACUACUUAUUAAUAUUAACAAUACUUACAAUAAUAGGGGUGACGACGGGGUAAAGUAAACGAAAUUCUAUUUAAUCCGUCAGUUAAAUGAUCAAAAAAUAAUGGACAAGUAUUUUUUCUUUUGGCAAUCAACCAAAAAAAGACAAAGAUAAAGCGCGUCAAAGUUUGGGAGUAGGGGCUCGUGACGUCACUUUUAAGUGAAAAUUGAACCAAAACGUGACUUCAUACGACUUUUCAAAUCAAUAUAUCUCUCCAAUGUUAAUAUUAUGUAAAAAAAUAAAGAAUACGUGUCCAAUACUUUUUGAUAAUCUAAAGGAUUUUAUUAUCAUAGACAUGAAUACAAAUUACUGCCUAUGAAACUGUUAUGAUUACACGGCUCAGUAAUCUAAGGCACAUGUUCCACCUCCGACGAUGAACGAUAAGCGAGUAGAAACUAGAAACGAAUGGGCAGUCCUGAGUUAAAAUGCACGAGCACGGCUUCUAACAGCCAAGCCAGCUUAACCGAGCGAGUAUAGCUGAGCGAGUAUCGCUGAGCUAGUAUCGCUGAGCGAAUAUCGCUGAGCGAGAAUCGCUAAGCGAGUAUCGCUGGGCGAGUAUCGCUGAGCGAGUAUCUCUAUGCGAGUUUGGCUGAGCGAGUCUUAUCUUUAAUAACUAUUGUCACUCAGCUACAAACGAGUAGAGAGAGUUCUCGCCGGCGACAGUGUGAUCAUUCAGCUAUCAACUAUUAAUAUAAAAAAAGAUGGCGCGUAACGGAAAAAUGUGACGCGUAACCGAAAAAUGUGACGGUAAAUUUUUUUCCAACGCCGAUAAAGAAGUUUCACUUCAAAAAAUAGUCGUCAUCCCUAUUGGACUUAUAUUUAAUUAGUAAGUAAUGUUGUAAUGUCUAAUACCUACAAAAGUACUUAAUAGCCGCAUAAUUUGUAUUGAUUACUAUUUUAGAAGUUACGAACUUUAUACUGUGAUUUGAUACUUAACUUUAGAUUGUUCUAGAUUUUAGUAAAUAUUUGUAUAUAUCUUGUCUUGUUCGAAAAUGAUUCAUUUUUUAUUUUUUUCAUUCCGAUUUGGAAAAUAAUGGUUUUAUAAUAAUAUAAGUGAUGCUUGUUUUAAUAUGUGACAUGUUACAAAAUAUAUUUUUCAACAUA